Penicillium canariense is the source of this 849-nucleotide messenger RNA. RefSeq lists its product as uncharacterized. Lineage: Eukaryota; Fungi; Ascomycota; Eurotiomycetes; Eurotiales; Aspergillaceae. The record is from RefSeq and is a predicted model, not a curated record. The transcript is spliced from 4 exons. Bases 1 to 849 code for a protein of 282 amino acids.
AUGACCAUCGAAAGCCUUGGAGUCGGGGAUGCCGACGAUAGGAACCAUCCUGAUGAUGGUGUCCCUACUCUGGAGAGCCCAGCAGCCAUUCACUUUGUCGUGCGCCGUAUAUGCCCUCAUGGGAAGCAGGUGGGCCCCUUCCGUUGGUGCUUCCAGGUCCAUGGCCAUGACCACGUGGCUACCGUCGAUGCCGCAAUGUUAGGCCUGAAGAUAUGCGCCCUGAGCCACUUGAUCCACCCCAUUAUCGUCAUCGCCCUCCUUGAGGCCGCUGCAGAAGGAUGCAAGGUGGUGCAGCUGGUCCAUCGCGCAAAUGACAAGGCACCCCAGCCCCACCACGAGGCUCUUGUGAUCGCAGCUGGUCUCGCCCUUGGACCCAACAAAUGGGACGAAUGGGACAAAUGGGACAAAUGGGACAAAUGGGACAAAUGGGACAAAUGGGACAAAUGGGACCCGUCUGCCCCCCCCCCGGCCGAUCGGCGAUUUCGCUGUGUCCGUCUCAUCGCACCUCUUCCUGAAUUGGGAGGAACCCAAUGGAUCCGCUCCUCUGGCAUCGUUUUUUCCCCGAGCCCUGAAUGGCCCGGUCUGUUCGCAAGGCUGGAUGUCGUCUGCUGGCCUCCUCCAAUGCCAAUUCCAACUUGGCUCUUGACCAAUCCUUUAGGGCUGCGGCCGCGAUUCCUCCCGCGGUGGGACAAAUGUGCGAUAUUCUUCACGGCUCUUAAAAUCUCACCUCAGAUCCUGCGUGAAUCUUCAAUCCACGGGCCUAUCAGUGAGCAGCACCGUGGCAUGCCUAAGGGGCACGUUUCUGCACGAGUCGUGACGAAUCCUGAUAUCCACGGCCUAUCUCGGUAG